Messenger RNA from Bombina bombina (fire-bellied toad), 3099 nucleotides. RefSeq names its product SPG7 matrix AAA peptidase subunit, paraplegin (gene SPG7). Lineage: Eukaryota; Metazoa; Chordata; Amphibia; Anura; Bombinatoridae. Gene Ontology annotation, biological process: protein-containing complex assembly; mitochondrial protein processing. The record is from RefSeq and is a predicted model, not a curated record. Gene Ontology annotation, molecular function: zinc ion binding; ATP-dependent peptidase activity; ATP hydrolysis activity. Gene Ontology annotation, cellular component: m-AAA complex; membrane.
AGGUGGGCGGAGUGUAUACAAGGGAGAGAGGCGGAGGAGCCAAGGUGAGCUCGCUAGGCCGCAGCGAAGCCUCCCAGUUGGAGUGUACAGCGCUACCCGAACAUGGGUUAUGUGCUGUUGGCGGUGCGGAGUCGCCGUAUAGGCAUUGCUGGUUGCUGGAGCUCGGCUAUAAGAUAUGGAAGCGAGAUUGGUAAACGGUGUAACAGCAGUGCAUCACCGGGGAGGAUUUUACAGAACUUGCUGUGCCGAAGGUUAUCCCCUACCUGUCACGGAGUGAGCAGCUUCUUAAUAAAACAACAUCUCAUUCAAGACCCUGUGAGGAUCUGGAGGCUAUUAGGGGGAAUUAACUAUUUCAGUACAUCUAACUCAAAGAGGAAAGAAAAUAAAAAUGAAGGCUCAAAAGGGAAGACCCCAGAGGAGGACGAAGAGGAGAAAAAGCGUAGAGAACGUGAGGAUCAGAUGUAUCGGGAGAGGUUGCGAACUCUCUUCAUCAUUGCCGUCGUAAUGAGUUUACUUAAUUCCCUGAGCACCAGUGGGGGCAAUAUUUCUUGGAACGAUUUUGUAAACGAGAUGCUAGCCAAAGGCGAGGUGAUGCGGGUGCAAGUAGUCCCAGAAAGUGACAUUGUGGAGAUAUACUUAUAUCCUGGAGCUGUGGUGUUUGGGCGACCUCGCCUUGCCCUUAUGUAUAGGAUGCAAGUAGCCAACAUAGACAAGUUUGAGGAAAAGUUGCGAGCAGCAGAACAAGAACUGAAGAUUGACGUGAAAGAUCGUAUCCCUGUCUCCUACAAACGCACUGGAUUUUUUGGAAAUGCUCUGUAUGCCCUGGGAAUGGCAGCGGUUGGCGUUGGCAUCUUGUGGUACAUUUUCCGCUUGGCUGGGAUGGCAGGUCGAGAAGGAGGGUUCAGCGCCUUUAACCAGCUGAAGAUGGCUCGUUUUACCAUUGUGGACGGGAAGUCUGGGAAAGGAAUUAGCUUUAAGGAUGUUGCUGGGAUGCAUGAAGCCAAGAUGGAAGUUAAAGAGUUUGUGGAUUAUCUGAAGAGUCCUGAGCGCUACCUCCAACUUGGGGCGAAAGUACCUAAAGGAGCCUUGCUGCUUGGACCACCAGGUUGUGGGAAGACUCUCCUGGCAAAGGCUGUAGCAACAGAAGCUCAGGUUCCCUUCCUAGCAAUGGCCGGCUCAGAGUUUGUAGAAGUGAUUGGAGGUCUUGGAGCCGCACGUGUGCGCAGCCUCUUCAAAGAGGCUCGUAGCCGAGCACCCUGCAUUGUAUACAUUGAUGAAAUAGAUGCCGUUGGGAAGAAGCGGUCCACCAACAUGUCUGCAUUUUCAAACACGGAAGAAGAGCAGACCCUCAAUCAGCUUCUGGUGGAAAUGGAUGGAAUGGGUACUACAGAUCACGUUAUUGUGCUAGCCUCCACCAACCGUGCUGACAUAUUGGACAAUGCACUGAUGAGGCCAGGAAGACUGGACAGACACAUUUUUAUUGACCUUCCCACUCUACAGGAAAGGAGGGAGAUUUUUGAACAGCACUUAAAGAGUUUGAAACUGACUCAACCCGGAAGCUUCUAUUCCCAGCGUCUGGCAGAGCUAACACCAGGAUUCAGUGGGGCAGAUAUUGCAAAUAUUUGUAAUGAAGCUGCUUUGCAUGCUGCCCGGGAAGGAUACCAAUCCAUAGAUACCUUCAAUUUUGAAUAUGCAGUGGAGCGAGUGUUAGCAGGCACAGCCAAGAAGAGCAAAAUCAUGUCAAAGGAGGAGCGGCGAGUGGUGGCAUUUCAUGAGUCUGGGCAUACCCUGGUGGGCUGGCUUCUUGAGCACACUGAGGCAGUGAUGAAGGUUUCUAUUGCCCCUCGAACCAAUGCAGCGCUUGGAUUCACUCAGAUUCUGCCAAGGGAGAAGCAUUUAUUUACCAAGGAGCAACUGUGCGAGCGAAUGUGCAUGGCACUAGGGGGUAGAGUUGCGGAAGCCAUCACCUUUAACAAAAUCACCACUGGUAUCCAGGAUGAUCUGAGGAAGGUGACUCGGGUGGCAUACGCCAUGGUGAAACGUAUGGCAUGUGCCAGCAUUGGACAGAUAUCUUUCCCGGACAGUGAAUCCUCAUCUGGCAUAGGGAGACGACCAUUCAGUCAAGGGCUACAAGAUAUGAUGGACUAUGAAGCUCAGCGGUUGGUUUCAACAGCGUACAGACAGACAGAGAAACUGCUACUGGACAACAGGGACAAGUUACUGAUGUUGGCUAAUGCCUUAUUGGAAAAGGAAGUUAUAAACUACGAUGAUAUUGAGAUGCUUAUCGGCCCCUCUCCUCAUGGACCUAAAAAGAUGAUCGUCCCCCAAAGCUGGAUUGAGGCUGAGAAGGACAAACAAGAUAAAGGGGAAGAAGACUCACAAAAACCUCCACGACAAAGGGAGGAAGAGGAAGAAGAUGAGCCUAAUCUGAGACCUGUCUGAGAGAACCUUAGAGACACAUAAUGACUAAACAUAUGUCAGUAGAGCAAAUAUCAAGGGGUAUGAACUACUGCUUAUUUGGAACUAUUUGUUUAUCUCUUUCUAAGUUGUGUCAGCCAAAUUAUAUUAAGAUACAAUAAAUGUCAAAACAUCAGAAAAAAAACAUCAGAGCAAAAUCUACUAUUUUCUUAGUUUUCACCAGAAGAGUUUGUGAACAUAUCACCAGGUAUGAAACUUUAGGCAGAGAUUAUGUGAUCUUUAAAAUAUGUAAAUCAGGUUCUAAAUAGACUGUGGAUCACUUGGAAUUUGAUAUUCUGGUUAAUAUGCAGUGUGAAAUAAAGAGUUUCUAUAUUUAACGCUGCUUAUACCAUGUUGAAAACAUAAAUUGUUUAUUUAAAUAGUGAUCUUAAUUGUACUUAUGUAGCUACCAAAGAAACAGACAAGAGCUUUGUUAUGUGACAAUGUCAUACCAGUAAAACCUAUAUGUUCUCUUUUGAGGUGAGCAAUGCUUUGGUUAAUAAAAAAGGCUUUUGUAGAUAAUUCAUGUUUGCACAAAGUGCUGUGCUGAAAUAGUUAAUAUUCACCUUUGAAUUUAGACUGUAUUUUUGAAUUUGAAAAAUAUUCUCUAUGUCAGCUUGUAAAUAAACAUUGUGAAGUGUC